AUGGCUGAUAAUAAAGUUAAAUAUAUAAUCUCUAUUGAUAGUAAAUCAGGAGAAGCUAAUAUAAAGAAUAUAAAAGCAGAAUUUGAUAAAACAUCAAAAUCUGUUUCUUCUCUAAAAGAAAAACUUGCUUCUUUUGGAAAAAUAUCAAUUGGUGUUGAUUAUAUCGUAAAAACUUUCAAUGUCUUAUCUGGCGUAGCAAACGAAUGUUAUUCUGCAUGGCAAGCACAAAACGAAGUUGAGACAAAACUUGCUGCCGUAAUGAAAAAUACAAUGGAUGCGACUCAAGACGAGGUUAAAAGCAUUCUUGAUUUGGCAGCAGCUCAACAGAAACUUGGUGUUAUUGGCGACGAAGUUCAAUUGGCAGGUGCUCAAGAACUUUCUACAUAUCUUGGAAAGAAGGAUUCAUUGGAGAAAUUAUUGCCAGUGAUGAACGAUAUGCUUGCUCAGCAAUACGGUUUAAAUGCAACUCAAGAAAGUGCUGUAAGCAUUGCUACCAUGAUGGGUAAGGUUAUGGAUGGUCAGGUUGGAGCGUUGAGCCGAUAUGGCUACAAAUUCGAUGAGGCACAAGAAAAAAUCCUCAAAUUUGGUACCGAAGAGGAACGAGCUGCAACACUUGCCGAAGUUGUCUCAGAAUCAGUUGGUGGUGUUAAUGCUGCACUAGCAGAAACUGAUGCUGGAAAGUUAAAACAAGCAUCAAACAAUUUUGGAGACUUACAGGAACGUUUUGGUCAAUUCAUAGAAAAGACAAAAGUCGCAACACUUCCUUUAUUGAAUACAUUUGCAGGAAUAGCAGAAUCAGUAUUGCCUAUUCUUGACACAUUUAUAGAACCACUAACCAAUGCGAUUCAAUGGCUUGUUGGUAAAAUAAACUGGCUUGCUCCAAUUCUUCAUAAAAUGUUUGCACCUGCUUUGAAUAUAUUAAAGCAGAUGACUGACAAAACAGGCAACUUACAUUCAAUGUUUGGUUCUAUUGGUAACCUUUUUGCAACAACCAUUCUUCCAGCAUUACAGAAUAUGUUCAAUUGCCUAUGGGAAGUUAUUGGUGCGGUAGUAGAGUUUUAUAAUAAUUCUGAAAUGCUCAAAGACAUAUUCUCUGGACUUAUGAGCAUAAUCGGAGGCUUCUUUGACAUAUUAUCUGGUGUGUUUUCAUUGUUAAGUGAUUUGUUCAUGAAUGUGAUUCUACCUAUUUGGAAUGUAUUUGAAUGGGUAUAUAGAAAAGUCAAAGAACUGAUUACUGGCAAACCUGUAAAACAAGAGAAAUCACCUACAUCUACAACACCAAGUUCUGGUUCUACAAUGGAGAACUUGAAUGCAAGUGUCAAUUCUGGUGUAAGUAAUACAUCACUAAACAAAGAACUUGGUUCUAAAACCGAAGCCGUUGCCACUGGUGGCACUCGAAACACUGUUGUAAACAUUCAAAUGGGUAAAUUCUUCGACAAUAUGAUAUUUAACGGAGGUGUGAGCGAGAACUCGCAAGACAUAGAAAAACAAUUCCAUAAAAUCAAUCCAUAUCAAUCGCAUCAGUUCGCAUUCGGUUACAAUGUGCUGCAACCUGUUGUUCCAUUUCAGCAGGUAGUAGAUCCAAAUCAAUUGAUACGAAUUGAAACGAAAAGGAAUAUCACAGAGUCAGAAUUUGUACUUGAUAGGAAUCGUUUUGUUAAUCCUGUUGAACUUAGUUCUCCAACAAAGGGAACGACUUGGGAAAUUCCUGUUGAUCCAUUGAUUAGCGUUAGCGGUAAGAACAACAUUGUACGUCGUUAUGUUGCUAAAUCACGCAAUCAUGGAAGUAUAAAGGAGUUUUGGAGCCGUGAUGAUUUUGAGGUUACGAUUACUGGUGUGCUGCUUAAUCUUCCUGAUACAGAAGAAUUAAAGAGUAUCCGUGAUAUUUGCGAGUCAGAAGAGGCGGUUAAAAUAAUUUGUCCGUAUCUAAAUGAUACUUACAAUAUAAACUAUUUGGCAAUCGAAACUUUCGAUUUUCCAUUUACGAAAGGUGAAGGAAACUAUCAGUUUACAAUAAAAGGCUACAGCGACGAAGACUAUCCAAUUUUAACGAAUCCAAAAUGA
Cylicocyclus nassatus is the source of this 2064-nucleotide messenger RNA. NCBI's taxonomy places the organism in Eukaryota, Metazoa, Nematoda, Chromadorea, Rhabditida, Strongylidae. The record is from the annotation of a GenBank genome assembly.